Molecule: messenger RNA, 999 nt
Organism: Entrophospora sp. SA101
Lineage: Eukaryota; Fungi; Glomeromycota; Glomeromycetes; Entrophosporales; Entrophosporaceae
Source: the annotation of a GenBank genome assembly
AUGUCUUCUGCUGCUGGUGGUGAGGCAACUUCUGCCAAUGCUGCUACUACUGUUACUACAUCCGCUACAACGAACUUAGUUGCUGCUUCAACCACACCCACUACAACUGAUUUGCCGGAUAUCAUUGCACCAUUUCCAAAGAAAUUUUUAUAUGCUUAUGCUGGUCAUUUAUUAAACAACGGCAACAAUAAUAACUUUAUUUCUACCCAGCAGCAGAAAUUGCAAUUACAGCAAAUUCAACAAAAAAUGACUUCCCAUACUACCACCACUACAGCUCCAACCACAGACGUUACUAAUGAUAGUCCUUGGGGUCUUUCUGCUGUGCAGGAGGAUAGUGAAGAUGAUAACCUCAACAACAACAUUAAUAAUAAUGGUGACACCUUGGAAUCAAUGUCUGAUGAGGCUCUUGCAUGUGCAGAAUUGAUGGAAAUCAUGGGCAAUUCUAGUCGUGGAUCCAGUAGACCUGUUUCUUUUAAUAGUUACGAUGAAUUGAAAGCAAUUGAAAUUGAAAAGAUGCGUCAAAGACCGUUUACAAUUUCUACAUCCACUUUAAAUGCUUCUUCUUCCUCCACAUCUGGAUCAACAACAACGUCACCCACAACGAUUCGUCCAAGUCGUCUUGCACAACGUUCUAAACAAUUUCCACAUAAUCAUAAUCAACAACAACUUUUAAGACCAACUAGUCUUUACCAAACGAAUAAUUAUUACUACGACAACAACAACAAGAAUGAUAGUGGUAUUGAAGGAGAAACUAAUUUCUAUGAUGGUGAUCUUAAUAAUGAAAAUGCUGCUAGUGAUAUUACCAAAGUUGGUGGUAUUAGUAGAAUGAUUAAUAAUCUUAAUGAUAAUUCGUUUGAAAAUGUUUCUAAAAUUCCUCAUAAUUUGUCCAAAGCAUCUAAAACUGCAAUUUUCAUGAGUAUUUCUGAAGGUGGAAGACGUCGAUCAUUGUCUGUCGGAAGUGCUGGGCUCAAAACUGGUAGUAAAAUAAUUGGUUGUUAA